Mercurialis annua (annual mercury) is the source of this 3126-nucleotide messenger RNA. RefSeq names its product subtilisin-like protease 4. Gene Ontology annotation, biological process: proteolysis. Bases 767 to 3037 code for a protein of 756 amino acids. Gene Ontology annotation, molecular function: serine-type endopeptidase activity. The transcript has a single exon. The record is from RefSeq and is a predicted model, not a curated record. NCBI's taxonomy places the organism in Eukaryota, Viridiplantae, Streptophyta, Magnoliopsida, Malpighiales, Euphorbiaceae.
GUCCCAACUUAAAAAAGAUACCUUUCUUUGGGCCCCAUCUGGUUAUUCUAAAUGCAUAUCAUCAGAGCAAGUAAAAAAAACAGGCCAAUUCUCACAUUUCUUAUCAUUUUGUAUUUGUUUUCAGUGUAACACAUUCGUUUUUUAUCAGAAUUCUUAGGAAGUAAAUGAUUAGGUUUAACGUCAGUAUUCUUGAUUUCUUCAUCUAGAAUACAAUGUAAAAAAUCUGAAUUUUAGAGGUGUUUCUGAACACAAUACGGCUAGACGUAGGCCUCGACAGGUUUCUGUGUAAUUUAGAUUUUUGGCAAAAGCCGUAUUAAUAUUCCACAUUUAGAUGUUUUUGCAAAGGCUUUUCUAGAGGAAUGUUCUAAUCAUGUAAAAGAUUACAAUAAAAACAAUCAGAAGAAGACCUUGAUACUUAUGAUUCGAGAAUUCAAGACCAAGUCAGAAACUUUACUAAACCUCUAAUUGCUAAACUGAGAUGAUGUAGACAUGCAACUAAACUAUAGACAAGUUACAACAUGAACAAAAGAUCAAUUUUGGAUUGCUAAAUGGAUUAGAUAAAAUAGAAAGACCGGCCAGGUCAUAAUGCUCCAACAGCAAUGCUCAAACCACACUUUGAUAAAAAUUAAAAUUUGCCGGCUGUCUUUCUUCAACCUCCCUAGCUAUAUAUAUUGGUCUUUCAACAUUUCAAAUUGUACAAAAACAACAGCAAUUGAGCAGUUCUGCUCUAUUCCACUUCAAAAAGAAAAGUAAUUUGUUACCAAAUAUGGCUGUCCGACUUUUUCUCAUUUUCUUGUUCAACUUUUAUCCUCAGAUUGCUCGAUCAGCUCAAUACACAGAUGAAAUGAAAGAAACUAGCAACUUGCAGACCUACAUUAUCCAUGUCAGUCAACCAGAAGGAAAAACCUUUUCGCAGCUAGAAGAUCUGAAGAAAUGGCACAAAUCAUUUUUAUCAUUUAGCACAGCAAGCUCUGAGGAGGAGGAGGAGCGUCGUAUGAUUUACUCAUACAAGAAUAUAAUCAGCGGUUUUUCAGCAAGAAUGACACCGGAGGAAGUGAAAGCCAUGGAAGAGAUUGAUGGCUUUGUAUCUGCAAGUCCCGAAAGAAAAUUACGUCUACAGACUACACAUACUCCUACCUUCUUGGGGUUGCACCAGCAAACGGGAUUAUGGAAAGAAUCAAAUUUCGGCAAAGGUGUGAUAAUUGGAGUACUAGAUGGUGGCGUUUUCCCCAGCCAUCCUUCAUUCAAUGACAAAGGAAUGCCGCCACCUCCGGCCAAAUGGAAAGGCAGAUGUGAGUUCAAUGCAUCAGCGUGUAACAACAAACUUAUUGGAGCAAGAAGUUUCAACCUUGCAGCUAAGGCCAUAAAGGGGUCAUUGGCUGAAACACCAAUUGAUGUUGAUGGCCAUGGGACUCACACAGCGAGUACAGCUGCUGGUAGCUUUGUAUACAAUGCUGACGUGCUCGGAAAUGGCAAAGGCACAGCAGCUGGCAUGGCACCUUAUGCUCAUCUGGCAAUUUACAAAGUGUGCUUUGGAGACCCUGAUGAUGAUUGUCCUGAAAGUGAUGUAUUAGCUGGUCUCGAUGCAGCAGUGGAGGAUGGUGUGGAUGUGCUCUCGCUCUCCCUCGGUGGCGUGUCAGUACCCUUUUUUCAAGAUAAUACAGCAAUAGGCUCCUUUGCUGCAAUUCAGAAAGGAAUAUUUAUGAGCUGUUCAGCUGGAAACUCUGGCCCUUCCAACAGCACAUUAUCUAAUGAAGCCCCAUGGAUCCUCACUGUUGGAGCAAGUACCAUUGAUAGAAAAAUUGUUGCCACCGCAAAGCUUGGAAACGGAGAAGAACUAGUUGGAGAAUCUAUGUUCCAACCUAGCAACUUUCCGACGACACUAUUACCCCUUGUUUAUGCUGGUAGUAACAAUAAACCAGAGUCGGCUUUUUGCGGUGAGGGAGCGCUGGAAGGCAUGGAUGUGAAAGGCAAAGUGGUCUUGUGUGAAAGAGGAGCGGGAAUAGGCAGAAUCGCUAAAGGUGACGAAGUGAAAAAUGCUGGGGGUGCUGUGAUGAUACUCAUGAAUGACGAGCCUAAUGGCUUCAGUACAAUAGUUGAUGCUCAUGUCCUUCCUGCAACCCAUGUAAGCUUCGAUGCAGGUUUGAAGAUCAAAUCGUACAUUAAUUCGACAAAAACACCAAUGGCAACAAUCUUAUUUAAAGGAACUGUCAUAGGAGACCCGUCAGCUCCCGCUGUUACCUCAUUCUCGUCGAGAGGUCCCAGCAUCGCAAGCCCUGGUAUUCUCAAACCAGACAUAAUUGGCCCCGGUGUAAGCAUUAUAGCAGCAUGGCCCUUCCCGCUUGAUAAUAAUACAAAAACAGUAUCAACCUUUAACAUAAUGUCAGGGACUUCAAUGUCAUGCCCGCAUCUUAGUGGCAUUGCAGCCUUGCUCAAGAGCUCUCAUCCUCACUGGUCACCUGCUGCCAUUAAAUCUGCCAUUAUGACUACUGCAGAUAUCUUAAACUUGGAAGACAAACACAUUGUUGAUGAAACAGAUCAACCUGCAGAUUUCUUCGCCGUUGGUGCAGGCCAUGUGAACCCAUCUAAGGCAAAUGACCCAGGAUUAGUUUAUGACAUCCAACCGGAUGAUUAUAUACCUUAUUUGUGUGGCCUGGGCUACGCGGACAAGCAAGUAAGCAUAAUUGCACAUAAACCAAUUGCGUGCUCAAAAUAUCCAGCCAUACCUGAAGGGCAGCUGAAUUAUCCUUCAUUUUCUGUUACAUUGGGAACUUCACAGACAUUCACACGGACCGUCACAAAUGUGGGUUAUGCAAAUUCAGUUUACAAGGUAACAAUUACUUCUCCACCAGGAGUCGCUAUAAGUGUCAAACCCUCCAGGCUCUAUUUUUCCAAGGUGAACCAGAAAGCGACGUACUCAGUAACAAUCAGCCAUACUGGAUCCGGUGCCAAAACCGGCAAAUUUGUUCAGGGAUAUAUAACUUGGGAUUCUGCUAACUACUCUGUUAGGAGUCCAAUAUCUGUGGGGUUCAUUUGAGAAAUGAGGCACUUGUAUUACACUUAGUAGACAAGCAAUGAUUUGCAUUGAACAACUUUAACUCCCUAUGGUAAAUUUCAUUGCAAACA